AUGAGCUUACCUGACGAUAGAACAUUUUUUACAGGUCACUAUCACAGCUACAAAUGGAACAAAAAGCUAUGUUUUGAGGCUAGAGAUAGUUUAUUUGAAUGCGCUGAUUAAUAAGAGAACAGCAAUAAGUACAGAUGCCCAGACCAGCUCUAUGCCUAUGAGAUGUGGUGCCCCCCUGAUUUUAGAAAGGUUCACUCAAGUUUGAGAAGAAAGCAUAAGAUUGAUGAUCAAGUUUACGAUGCCGAAAGUCUCAGAAAAAUAAAUACCAGCAAAUAAAUCAUAUCUACAAAUCAUGUUGCAACCUACUGA
Messenger RNA from Stylonychia lemnae, 309 nucleotides. The record is from the annotation of a GenBank genome assembly. NCBI's taxonomy places the organism in Eukaryota, Ciliophora, Spirotrichea, Sporadotrichida, Oxytrichidae.